Messenger RNA from Myzus persicae (green peach aphid), 2328 nucleotides. RefSeq names its product protein O-mannosyltransferase 1 (gene rt). Gene Ontology annotation, molecular function: dolichyl-phosphate-mannose-protein mannosyltransferase activity. Gene Ontology annotation, cellular component: endoplasmic reticulum; membrane. The record is from RefSeq and is a predicted model, not a curated record. Gene Ontology annotation, biological process: protein O-linked glycosylation via mannose. The transcript has 14 exons. NCBI's taxonomy places the organism in Eukaryota, Metazoa, Arthropoda, Insecta, Hemiptera, Aphididae. The coding region runs from base 1 to 2328 and encodes 775 amino acids.
AUGGAAAAGCAAACCGAUGAUCGAUUUUUCAAGUCCAAGAACAAAAAACAGACAAAGAAAAAGAACAAGACUGAAAGUACUGAUAAUCAGGAAAAAGAACCUGAGUGUGUUACUAAAGACUAUGAUUCCAACGAACAAAAAUUAUUCAUAGAACCAAAACCUGAUAUAUUUAACAAUUUUAAAAUAAGUAUUGAAAUCAAUAUACUGGCAGUGAUACUUUUUAUGUCAGCUCUGUCAUCAAGAUUUUUUAAACUUGAUCAACCUCGUAAUGUUGUGUUUGAUGAGCUUCACCACGGAAAGUAUGUUAGUUUAUAUAUGAAGCAAACAUUUUUCUUUGACACUCAUCCACCUCUUGGGAAGCAACUAAUAGCUGCUGUUGCAUAUAUAUGUAACUACAAUGGUCAAUUUAAAUUUGAAAGAAUUGGAAGUGAAUUUAGUGAUGAUGUCCCAUUAUUUGCUUUACGAUUUGUACCAGCAUUAUGCGGUAGUUUGAUUAUUCCUGUUGCAUAUCAAUUAAUGUUGGAACUAGGAUGUAGGCAUUGGUGUGCCGCUCUUGGUGCAUUUCUUCUUCUUUGUGAAAACACAUUAUUAACUCAAUCUCGAUUCAUCUUGAUGGAGUCUAUACUAAUAUUUUUUACAUUAUGUGGAUUAUUAUUUGUGCUUAAGUAUAAAAGACUGAACAUGAAAUCACCGUGGGCAUUGACUUACUUAAUAAUUGCUUCAGUUUGUCUAACUAUGGCCACAUGUGUUAAGUAUGUUGGACUUCUCUCGUGGCUUUUGAGCAUAUGGAUAAUUUGUAGAGAUUUCUGGGUUAACCAUUUAGGUGACAAACGCCUAUCAGAUUUCACCGUUUUCUUAUGUGUAAUAUUACGAUGUAUUAUUACAUUUGUGAUAUCCGUCGCCAUUUAUUUCUCUGUAUUUUUUGUCCAUCUCAUAAUUUUGAAUAAAGCAGGUCCACAUGACAGUGUUAUGACAAGUGCCUUUCAAGCUAGCCUAGAAGGUGGACUAGCAUCUAUAACCAAAGGUCAACCUUUGUAUGUUUCUCAUGGAUCACAAAUAACAUUACGGCAUACACAUGGAAGAACAUGUUGGCUUCACUCGCAUACUCAUGUUUAUCCUAUCAAGUAUGCUGAUAAACGAGGAAGUUCUCAUCAGCAACAAGUUACAUGCUAUACAUUUAAGGAUGUAAAUAAUUGGUGGAUAGUUAAGAGACCAGAGAGAAAUACAUUAGCAGUAGAAAAUACCAAAAACCCUGAUGGUAUAAAACAUGGUGAUAUUAUUCAGCUGGUACAUGGAAUGACAAGUCGGGCUUUAAAUUCUCAUGAUGUUGCUGCACCUGUAUCACCACAGAAUCAAGAAGUAUCGUGUUACAUUGAUUACAAUGUUUCUAUGCCUGCUCAAAAUCUAUGGAAAGUAGAAAUAAUCAAUCGUGAUCAAUUUGGAGAUGUUUGGCAAGCUAUUAAUUCACAGGUAAUACUAACUCAUUUCAAUUCAACACAAGCGUUGAAGUUUAGUGGUAGACAGUUACCAGAUUGGGGAUUUAAUCAGCACGAAGUAGUUACAGAUAAGAUAAUAUCUCAAGAUGAUACAGUGUGGAAUGUUGAAGAACAUCGCUAUACCAAAAGUGAGAAUGAAAAAGAAAGAGAACGUGAACUUGUUGCUGCUGAAAUGAUACCAUCAAAAGGAACAAAAUUGGGACUUUGGGAAAGAUUUUGGGAAUUACAAUACAAAAUUAUAUUUUCUUCGCCAAACACACAGAACGUUCAUUCACAUAUGUAUAGCAGUGAACCCCUUGAUUGGCCGUUAAUGGUUAGAGGAGUGGCCUAUUGGCUAAGUGAACAUGAUAAUGGACAAAUUCACCUAUUGGGAAACAUUGUUGUGUGGUAUUCAUCGACAUUAUGUCUAUUGUUAUAUUUAUCAUUUUUUGCUUUUUAUUUACUGCGUCAAAGAAGACAAAUUUAUGAUUUAUCCUUUGAUGAAUGGGAACAAUUCAAAACAAUUGGAGAGGUAUUAGUAGUUGGAUAUGGCUUACAUUAUAUUCCAUAUUUCUUUAUUGACCGCACAUUAUUUUUACAUCACUAUUUGCCUGCUCUUGUAUUUAAGAUAUUAUUGUGUGCUGCAUUUAUGCAACACCUAGCAAACAUUGUAAAAGCAAAAUUGAUUCCAAGAUUUAUUUUUCAUUUAAGUCUAUGCAUAUGGAUUUUAAGCGUUAUGUAUGUAUUUAAAAAGUUCAUUGUCUUCAGUUAUGGAACUACUCCUUUAACAUCUAAAGAUGUUUUUAAACUACGCUGGAAAGAUACUUGGGACUUCAUUAUUCAUAAGCCAUAA